Lycium ferocissimum is the source of this 1054-nucleotide messenger RNA. RefSeq names its product RGS1-HXK1-interacting protein 1. The transcript has 8 exons. Lineage: Eukaryota; Viridiplantae; Streptophyta; Magnoliopsida; Solanales; Solanaceae. The record is from RefSeq and is a predicted model, not a curated record. The coding region runs from base 1 to 771 and encodes 256 amino acids.
AUGGGAGAAGAAGCCGCCCUUCCUGUUGAUGAUAUGAAUAAGUCAUCGCCUUUGCAAAACAACAGCAAAGCAUGGUCAUCGCCUUUGCAAAACAACAGCAAAGCAUGGCACACUUACAUAUCAGAGGAUCUGCCUCGCACUGUCCAACAGUCUACUGAUUCCGCCAUUCGCUCUGCCCGCAACAUUCAAAAUACUUCCUCCAGUCACCUUCGCACUCUUCAGGAUUUUAUGCCAAAGAUACAAGCCGAGUAUAAAACUUAUGAAGAGGUUUUCUUCAGGAAAAUUAAAGAUGAGUUGGUAACUGCGAGAGAGCACCCUGCUAUGGCUGGGGGAAUUGGUAUUGCUGCUGGCCUCCUCCUCAUGCGAGGACCUAGAAGAUUUCUGUUUCGUCAAACACUGGGCCGUUUCCAGAGUGAGGAGGCCAAGUUUAGUAAAGCUGAUAAUAAUGUGAAAGAGUUGGGCCUGUCUGUUGACUUAAUGAAGAAAGAGAGUAAAAAACUACUUGAAAGAGCGGCUCUCGCUGAAAAGGAUAUGAAAUGCGGCCAUUCUGAUCUCAUGGAUGCUGGAAAUAAGAUCCAAAGUGUUGCAAAAUCGGUCUACAAGGCUGAAGCUCAAGCUGCUGAUUUGAUGGAUGUGCUGCGGGAAAUUCCGGGUAGAGAGGCUUUAAAGCUAAGAGCAGAUGUUGCUUCAAUGGCGUCACAUCUACGUCAGCAAAGGACUACAAUUGACAAAAGGAUUGGCAAGAUUUCUGAAUUAGGUCUUCCUAUAUGAGAAGAAAUGAUUUAAGACCAUUGCACUGGUUUUGGUUGCCUAAUAACUUAGGAUGAGUAUUGAAGAGAGCCACCGGCAUAUGGAUGAACAAAGACACUCCAUUCUCCUACAUUGUUUAAGCCUUCGAAUGCAAUUUGUUUGUAGGGAACUGCUGCGAGAGAGAUGGUGCAGUAAGAUUAAAUGCCACAAAUUGUAAGUUUGUGGAUUUUUUUCAUCUGUUCGAGUUAACCCUGUGCAGAAACUAUGAUACACAAUAAAUGAAAAUGAGACGUCUUCCCUCUUA